AUGGACAAAUUAUUGAGUGCUUCAGUGGUACCCCUGAAGUUCCGUAAGAAUGCGCUUCUUACCGGACAUAUUCCCUAUAAGUCACUCGCCUCAGACCCACGUGUGUCUUACACUCUCUACGUGCCCGCCGAGGCUUACAAUCAACGCCACCCCGAUGGGGCUGAACCGGGACCCAAUAAGCUUCCUCUAUUAGUAGCUGUUCACGGAACUAGGCGUGACGUUUUUAACGUUUAUGAUCUGGUCCCCUUUGCCGAAUCUACGCCGUGUGCCGUACUCUUACCGUUAUUCCCCACCGGCCUAGACGGACCAAAUGAUAUCGACUCUUACAAGCUAUACCGAUCUAAAACUGUUCGUCCCGACCUUGCUCUGCUGUCAAUGCUAGAUGAGGUGGCAACCAAAUGGCCUGCCAUCGAUACAGAUAAAAUCUUCCUUAUGGGAUUUAGCGGAGGUGGUCAGUUCUCUCACCGGUUUUUGUACCUAUACCCCGAGAAGUUGGCUGCCGUAAGCAUUGGUGCUCCGGGGCGUGCCACGUUCCUGGACGAAGACCAAAACUGGCCAGCAGGUAUUAAGGACGCGGAGAGCGUUUUCGGGAAGGCCGUCAAUAGAGGACUUAUCAAAAAGGUCCCCAUCCAUCUCGUAGUUGGAGACCAGGACGCCGACAUUCACGGCGGUGACGAGUUCUGGGUCUGGGUGAAGAAAUACAUGGGCCAACCAAGUGACGGAGAAAAGGGGCCGCAGAUUAUCGAGCAAGGAAGAUUUAAGACUAUUCACGACCUGCAGGACUCGUGGAAGCGCGAGGGUAUCGAGUCAAAGCUCGACGUCGUCCCAGGAGUGGCUCAUAAUGCUCGUGGUGUCCGCAGCUUCGUAUUGGACUUUAUGCUACCCCAGAUUCAAAGGAAGCUCGGAAACUAA
Messenger RNA from Daldinia childiae, 912 nucleotides. RefSeq lists its product as uncharacterized. The transcript has a single exon. Lineage: Eukaryota; Fungi; Ascomycota; Sordariomycetes; Xylariales; Hypoxylaceae. Bases 1 to 912 code for a protein of 303 amino acids. The record is from RefSeq and is a predicted model, not a curated record.